Molecule: messenger RNA, 8340 nt
Organism: Plasmodium fragile
Lineage: Eukaryota; Apicomplexa; Aconoidasida; Haemosporida; Plasmodiidae
Product: serine/threonine protein kinase
Exons: 2
Coding region: 1-8340 (2779 amino acids)
Biological process (GO): mitotic cell cycle; protein phosphorylation; regulation of cytokinesis
Cellular component (GO): spindle pole; nucleus; cytoplasm
Molecular function (GO): ATP binding; protein kinase activity
Source: RefSeq, a predicted model, not a curated record
AUGUACCUGAAGACUAAGAUGCCAAACUUCCUGAACCCUGAUCUAGACGGGAAGACCUACAAUUGUAUAAACGUUGAGAACAAGCUGAUACAAAAUAUGCACAAGAUUUACAAGCAGCAGCGUGAAGAAGGGGUCAAGAGGAAGGGGGGUACUCCACCACAUCACCUGUUCGACCCCGAAGACUACAUGGACUUGUCCCUUUUUAACAGCACCCCAGAUGUAAACAACAUAUGUGUUGAGUUGAAGUUAAAAUUGGAUGUUAGAAAUGGAGAUGGGGAGGCCGACCUCGAUUCGUCCAUUCUUCUGGACAUCAACCCGAGGGGUGUCAUGUCGAGAGAGCAGCGGACCUUCGUCUACGAGUAUAGGAGGACCAAGCCGAUGCGCGACAAGGCCCUCGAUCAUCUCACCAGGGAGCAGCGGAUGAAAUACUUCACCUCCAUGUCGCACCAAUUGGCCGGAAGAUCAAUCACCUUCCAAGGAACCACGUACAAGCUGCUGAACGUGCUACAGACGGCCAUCUACGGAGGGGUGUACCUCGCGCAGGUGGUGGAGUCCUCUGAUGAAGGUUCCGUGAAGGAGAAGAAGGAGAAGAAGGCCAUAAAAAUUCUGUCCAAGCAUCUAAUCGAGUUAGCAAAAGAUAAAGUUCAGGAGGAUCCCCUCUCAGAAUAUCACUACCGAAAUUGUAUGAGUGGACACAGUAACAUCCUUAGCUGCGACAUGAUUUUCGACGAUGAUUUUUAUGUGUAUAUGAUCAUGCCGUUUGCAGUGCAUGGUGAUUUAUUUGAAGUCAUGAAGGCUCGAAGUAAACCAUUCACAGAAGAAGAAGCCAAAUAUAUUUUUUAUCAGAUUCUAUUAUCCAUUAAAUUUCUUCAUUGUAGAAGAUUAGCCCUGAGAGAUAUUUCUCUCGAGAAUGUACUUUUAUUUGAAAAUGAACGUAGUGGAUUGAUCUACCCUGUUUUGAAUGACCCUGGUCAGGCAACCUACUUCAACAUGAACAAGAACAAUCAGGUUACCUUAUUAGAGUAUAAAAAAAUAUUUGGUAAAAUUUUCCGUCCUCCAGAGGUAUAUGAGAAAUGUAUGUAUGAUCCUACAAGGGUUGAUAUUUUUUGUGUUGGUUACAUUUUAUACUUUUGCCUGACCAAGCAGGAGCUAUUCAGAUGUGCCUUAGCCAAAGACAUCCAUUGGAAUAUGCUCAAAAUGAAAAACUACCACCAGCUCUUGAGGGAAAAAAAGGGACUCCAUUUAUCAGAACCCGCUUUAGAUUUCAUAUUUCGUUGCUUAGAACCCAAUUUUAAAAUGAGACUUGAAAUUGGGGAGGCGUUAACACACCCCUGGUUCAGGGGAAACUUCUUUCCUGUGCACAACCAGAGCCUUUUUCUUCUUCGGGGGGACGAUGAAGUGGGUGCGGUGGAUGGGGGGACUGUCUCGUCGAGAGAAAUUCCCAAGGGACACUCCUCCUCUUUGUUCAAUUUCAAACUUGCCACAGAAAUAGAACGAUGUGCUAAAAGGAAAAAUGUUAAUAUAGAUCAGAGCUGCUCUAUCAAAUUCAGCAUCCAUGAGCAUGUGAUCGUUGCCCCGUGUCCUCCUCCUCCUGCUUCUUCUACUCCUACUGCUGCUUCUACUGCUGCUCGCCCACAGGUACACUUCAGCGGGGGUAACAGCCCCUCCCCUUGUUUGAACAGCACACACAGGCAGGAUUAUUACCCCCCAGAGUUUGAACCCCAUGCGGAGGAUGGCCUCAUCAGGGGGGAGAAGUGCGUUGGCGACACGCCAGGAUGGCCCACUUGCAACGGGGCUCCUCCCAAAUGGACAGACCUUAACAGCCCCUGCGGGGUGAUCCCCCCGUACGUAAGCGGCUACAAAAGGGUAAGCAAUUACAAGGACGUAAUCAGUUACAAGAGUAUUAGCGGUUAUAGGAAGGAGGCGUUCCCCACCAGCGCCAAAGAUUAUCUUCGAGGCCACAGGGCCGGGGGUUGUCCCUACCCUUCCGCCCACGGUAUUUAUGCAAAGCACUAUGGGGUUGUGAGAAAGCCACCCCCACCGAUAGAAAAAACAGAUUGGAUGAAGAAGUAUGAGGACUCCGCUUCUACCCACACGUGUCACACAAAUUGGACAGAAGGAGACAAGCAAAGCAGGGUUCAUAACUCCCCUGCAAGUGGCAGCGCACUGGGGGAAGAGUCUAAAUGUAAUUUUAUAAGGAGCCAUAAAAAAGGUGCAUACAGAAUGAUCGGAAUGAAAAGGAAGAAACAGAAACUGAGUUCCGACGCAGAAGAUGAAGCGUCAGUUAGCGGCGGUCAUAACCUGUUCGUUGAAAACCCAAGCAGCAGCUUCCACGUGAGGGCUAGGCAGGCGCUACAAACGCGGGCACAAGAUGAUACCCUUAAGACGGUACAGAAGACUCCUCACAUGGUAACAAACGCAGCAGUCGCCAAGGGACGUGGCCUCCUGAGUAUCUUCUCGGAGGCACAAAUACCCAAUGGAGGAGGACUACCAAAGAAUGGACCGGUUGGCAAAAAGCUUCAUUAUCCCAUUGGACCUUUCGAGGAAGAGUCCUUCAUCCAUGUGCAGGGGGAGGAGGAAGAGGAGGAAGAGGGACAGAGUGGUUGGGGAAAUAUUUUGCUGAGGAAAAACACCCCUCUGGAGUGGAACAAAAAUAUAAAUUGCAUAGGAGUUAGCAAAUGGGAGAGACACAAAGACGACAUGAAGAUGCAGGGAGGUGGGUACCAAAAUGGACCACUUAACAUUCAACAAAAGGAAAGUGAUAAAAGGGAAUACAUCGAGGACGUGGAAGAGGUGGUAUCUCCUCAGUGUGAGAAAACAUGUGAGGUGAAAUUGAGCGAAAGCAGCUGGAGAGACAUCCCCAUGGGGAGAUUCAAACAAGAGGAAGAAAAAACAUACACAGUUGAACUGGAAGAAAUUGUCUCCCCCAUGAAUGGAAGCCCACUCCACGACGUCACAAUUGUAACAGGAGGGGAUACUCCACAAAGAACAGAUCGUAUGGACACAAACGAUUCGAAUGAAAAAAAUGAAGAAACAAAAAAUAGCUUCAGUUAUAAUACAAACGGAGGUACCAAUGGUAACGAGUUUUUGCAUUUAAAUGAAGUGUUAACAAGGGAGAGAAACGAACCCUACAAGGUAGUUGAUUUAGGGGAAGGGAUCUUCAAAAGGGGUGAGGAAGCUCCUCCAAGUGGGUUACAUAAUGGUGGAGGAGAUGCCUGUAGGGUAGUAAAACGGUGGUGUAGUUUAGGCGGAAGAGAGAUCGUCUGGAAGGACUGUUCUCCAAAGGGUAUCCUAACUCCUUGCGAAGAAAAUUUUUUCAGCAGGGAAAAUACACCAAGAAUAAGUGUAGGCAGUCACACAGAUCAACAUGCUCAUCUAGGUGAGGGGGAGGAAAAUGUAAAAGGGACUCCAUUGGGUGAAGAAAUGCACAUAAGGGGGUUACCUGCACACAGAGAUGCAUCCUAUGCAUAUAUUAAUAUGAAAGACGAAACGGAAUCUCCACGAUUGAAUUCCCCAUUGUGUGAGGAGAACUAUUCUGAUGUAGUAACUAGCCAUGUGGAAUCUCUGAAACGGUGCGCAUCCCCGAACAAGUGUGAAGAACAGAAUCAAACGGGUUCUAACUCGUUCGAUAGAUGUAGCGAGAGUGAAUCAAGGCAGAUGUGCAGCAUUGCGAGUAGGAGCGAAUCCUGUUCCAUGGACCAGGACAAGGGAAGCACGUUGGAGAAAUUAAUUACAACUAUGUCUUCGUGCCUUUCUGAGGUUGCCUUGGAAAUAGACCUGGCAAAUUUGAAAAGGAAGUGCCCCACGCCGGGUGGUGAAGCGGCGGCGAGGGUUGGCCAGCUUCUCCUCGGUGACCCCCACGACGAAGAGGAAGAUUUCAAGGACGCCCUGGAGUAUGAACUGGAACACGAGCUGGAGAGGGAGAUCAGGGAGGAGGAGCUACUACUCGAGAGAGAGCUAGAGGUUGAGUUGGAAACGGAGUUGGGCAGGAGGGCAGAGGUCGAAUCGCGUAUAGCAUUGCGUGUAGAAUCGCGUGUACAAUUGGAGAGGGUGCCAUAUGUAGAGCUAGACGUUGCUCCAUCUGUCCAUCCCAAUGUCGUGCGGCUACAUACGUCGUCUUCCUCGACAUCUGACACGGGGGAAGUUAGAAACGGUUCAGGUGGCACGUUGAAGGAGCAGUAUGAAUCCAUGUCAGAUGUGGAACGGCAACAGGGCAGCGCGGUGAACAUGCACCCGAACGACAUAUGGGGGACCCAUUCGAUUAGCACAAAAAAGGCCAACCAAGAAGUUAAGACACCGUGUAAAAAGUUAGUGAGUGGGAAGAAAACACAACAGGUCGGAGAGGUUGUGAUGGAAGAAGGAGAAGAAGAGGAAGAGGACAUGAUGAAAAAACGUGUAGCAUUGUGUGGGGUGCCCACGAAGAAAAGAAACACUUCAUGCAAAUUGCAAAUGAGAAAAAAAAAGUCCACUAAUAAAAUGAAGAAAGUGUACCUUCCUGCCAACCCAGAAAAAAAGAAGAGCAAAAUUGUGAGGCUUCAAAAAUGUGUACUCGGGGAAGGGUUAAGGAAGAGCAGUCGGAGUGGGCCUGCAAAGGGGACCAUCACAAAGGGGACCGCCGCCAAGCCUCACCCCUUGGGCAAACACGCAGAAGCGCUUCACCGAAAAGACAGGGACGAACCGAACGACAUGAGCUCCAUUAUCAACUGCACGAAUAGGAAGGGGGCGACAAAAACGAAGGCCAAGAUUCCCUGCGACAGGAAAAAGUGUUUAACGAAGCGGCACACCAUAUCGGAGCUUCGUCCCGGAGGACGCGCCAACAUCAGCAGUGACGUGGGCGGUAAUAUCCAUGUGAAGGUUGUGCCCGAUCUAAGGACCACCAGAACGAGUGGCAAAUUUCACGGUGCAAAAUCAGCAGGGGGGAAGAGCACUCUACUGCAUCUGCCUGACACUAGGAUGAUGGUGGAGGCUCUCCGUGACGUGGGGAAGAGACACACCAUUUGUAACGCCACAAUCGAUGGGAAGAGUCGUGAAGGUGUACAGGUGCUCCCCGCCUCGAGGGGCACCGUCGGAAGGAUUAGUCUGAAAUGUGGUGCCAAGACAGGCGAUGGCAUCCGCACUAGUGUGGGCGGCAUCCGUAGUAGUGUUGGCGGAGUUCUCACCAGCCAGGUAGCCAAGUGGAACGGCAAACAUAUAGAAGAGAAAGUUCGAAGGAACCACAACCAGGUGCACAGAACCUGUGUAGAGGAGCGCAACCAAAAGGAGCUAAUCAAGAGCCAUGUGGUUAAAGAAUUUAAGGGAAAGGGGAAAAGCACUCUGGUCGAAUCACACCGAGGUGGUGAAUUAUCCACGGAGGAGACGAUCACCAUAAAGAGGGACAGCUUCCUCCAAGGGUUGAACACCACAGGACUUUAUGCAAAUGGGGCAGAGGCAGAUGUGGACCACGGAUUGUUAGGUAGCCAAGAUGAAGUGUACAUUGAGGCUAAGAGAGAGGAAAGAGAUUUUCUUAAUGGUGAGUUUACCACAGUGGGUGUAAGAGGUCAACUGGACAAACACAGUGCAGGGAAAAAGGUGCACGGAUGCCAAGACAUGCAGCUACAACACUGCUUAGAAGGAAAUGAGGAGGCCCCUUCACAUUAUAGAAGCGACGUGGGUGAAAAAACGCUCGAGAGGGGGGGAAGCAAUAUGAUGAUGGCGGACAUUUCCUUGGGGAAGGACUACGCGAAGGACAAAUCGGCUCUGAAGAAAGACCCUCAUGUGGUGGUAACUUCCACAUACCUAAAGGUCGACGCGAAGAAGAGCCACAAAGAUGUAUCAAUGUGUAGAAGGAAAGAAGAUCAGAAGACCAGAAUAUCCAGUGACGAGUUGGUAGUAAAUAAAUUUUUGGCUGAAAUGGGGGGGAACCCUCCUGCAAGAGUGCCCACACGAGACAGCGUGAAGAAGGGAAGCUGCAAAAGCAUUCAACCGAACAAAGUAAACGGACAUGGGGAGAAAGAAGCCAAUGUCAUAAAGAAAAACAGUUCCUUGUGUAGGAGUGUAUUGGUGGCUAGUCAAAGGGGAAACAACGUGAAGGACAGAGAGAAGCAAAUAAAGAAGAACGAAAGUAGGAGGGUGAGAGACGGGGCAAUCAAACGAGGGAGUGCUGACGUGGGGGGAGACAGGGAAAGGUGCCCACACGGGGUGACACCCAGCAAAGUCCAGAUGCGCGAAGGGAAGAACAACGUGAGGACUGCUCAGGAGGGAAACAGUGUUUACUCCAGUGCAGGGAAGAAGGACAGCUACCUGGAGAAGCGAAAAACGUAUGUGUUCUUUUUUAAAAAGGGCCUGAAAGGAAAAUUGGAAAAAAUGAACCAAAAGGCAGAAGCAGAAAAGAAUAAAAAAAAGGUCCCAGGCAUUUUACACAAGAGAACAGAAAUGAGCGAAAGCCCCAUCGAUGGUAGUAGGAGGAAGAAGACACUCCAAGGGGAUGAAAACACAAAAGAGGAGGAACAAAAAAAAUUAUAUAAAAAAGUGUACCCACGGAAAAUGCACGAUGUGGUCUCAUUAGAAUCAAAUAACCUACAUGGACAGAUGACGACCUAUAGAUGCACCAAUAGGGUUAAUGAAAAAGGGAAGGAAAUUUAUUUCUACAGUGGGAAUAGCGGUUCUGUGAAUGGUAAGUGUCACCAAUCAGUUAGCCGUAAUGGGGUGGAAGUUCAAUCUGAAGUCACACCUCCGAGGGGGAACAACAACCUCACUGAUGUGAAGAAGGUGGUACACUUUAGUCACUUGGAUUCGAAAAAUGAAAGGAGCAAUAAUUCCUUGGGGGUACCCAGCAUGGAUGUAAGUAGGACAGACACUUUUAAUUUUCACCACCAUGAGAAGAAGGAUGGUGAAACGGGGUAUAGUGCCGGAGUCUCCUCUCCAUCGAAUGCACAAAAAAAAAAAGGGGUAGAAACUGCAGAUGGAUCAUUUACCAGGAGGAGAAAAGAUGUCCUCAAUGGAGGAAACAGAAUGCAGGGUUAUACAUUAAGGGGUCUGUCUCAAAUGGGUUCUGUAAAAGGUACGAGGGAACGGGAGUUAGAAUCCCUUUCGAGGAGAAACGGAGCAGGCGACACGCGCUACACAGAUCAUGUGAAGAAGAACCUUGAGGGUUAUAAUGUACAGGUCCAUCAGAAGGGUUUCCUCCCCAAGGGGUUAAUGGGAGGAGAAAAAUUUGCGACCAACCAAGUUGCUUCUCUUUCUUUAUAUUUGGACCACCCGGAUGAUGCUGAUCCCCCCACACACCGCUCAUGGGGACAGAAUGCGCAGCUGCCUCAACAGUUGAUGAUGCAAAGACGGAUGAUGGGGGGUGCAUUCAAUGGGGAGCGAACAACCCUCAUGGAGACGCCCCCAAUGGUGACAUGUAGGACUGGUACGAAUGUCGCAGGGGGGAGAAUCAACGGGGGGAAAAGUCAAACACAUGGAAGUGCAAAAAAGGAAACAGAAGGAGAAAAGUAUAACCAAAAGGGACCCACCAUUGCUAUGCAGCACCAAAUUGGUAGUGGAAGAUGCAGCAACGGUAGGACAAUGGACACACAUGGGAAAAUGAAACACCUUCUUAACUUGAACGAUCAAAUGAAAAGGAGUGGUGAGAAGAAUGCUGUCCAUAUUAACCCAAUGGUGGAAAGCCCUUCCGUGUGGUUGUCACACAUAGAACAGGGCAGUGCUGACCCCUACCUGCAGCAGAGUCAAGGGAAAAAAAAACAAAGUGCUAACCCAUGUUUGAAUUUAAAAGAGGAUGAGAUGCAGACAGUUUUCCAUUCAACUGGCAAUGUGGUUCACUUGCAUGCAUCUAAGGUGGAGUCCCCUAUGCCGAUGCCUGUCUUAAGCCCAAGAAACGUCACUCCAGGGGGCGUCAAUCGUUGUGUGAAAAAAGUGGCUCAAAUUGUACCCUGCAACGUAGUGCAGAAAGAGGAGGUGCAAAUGGUAAGGCCGUUCAGUGGUCAUGCCAAUUACGCAGUCGCCAAGGGGACGAACACAACUGGCCCCACCCUUAGAGCGUAUCACUUACCAAACACGUGUCAUUAUGGGGCUCAAAAUGUAUUCAUCAGGUGCAACGAAGGGAAGGUAGCCUACCCAAUGGGUGAUGCAUCUGGAAGGAGCAGCAAAAUGGAGAAACGGAAAAAUGACCAGAACAGAGGGAGUCGCAACGAUGCGUAUGCUCAGGUGUUGGAAGCUACCCACCAAGGGGGGACAAAUAAAACCUACACGUCUUUGCAAGGGACAAAUGGUUACGCAAAUGCGAGGCAGACAAAGAACAACGUCAUGUCAGGGAAAAACAAAAAGAAUUCUAACUUGAGCAUCUUGUGGUGGAAGACUUAG